GCUAGGAAGCUAUCGAAAACGCAUUUGGAAAACUUAAGUGAGGAUGUUUCCAUCACAUUCUGUUCUCAUCAGUUCAUGUCCUCCCUCCUGGUCUGAGAAAUCAGACAUUCUCCAGAGAGGAGUUCCCCUUCACUUUGACCAAGUCUACUCUUUGCACAAGACAUUAACUGACAUUUACUUCCUACAUCCUUAACAAACAGACCCUGUUUCGCUUCGUUCUUUCUCUUGACUCACCUGUGCUGACACGUUUGAAGCCGGAGAGCAGCUGCUCUUCGUGACGUCAUGUCUCAGAAGUCGCAGUCAGAUGGAGGUCAGAAACACUUUGCUGUGGGUCGGGGGCUCCUGGCCGCCGCCGAGACCUUGAACUUCAGCAUGAAUGAACAGCGGCCCAGCCGACAGAUGGGGGCUGUGUCCUCAGGUGUGGGGGUGGGCGGCGGUGGCAUGGAGGGCCAGGAUGUCAGCUCCCAGAUGUCCCGGCGUGGUGGCGGCAGCCAUCUUGGCAACACCAUGAAGCUGUUUGCCAGUUUGGGGCUGUCGCCCUCCGACCUGGAUGCUCUAGCUGAAAUUCCUGAGGAGGACAUCAGUGUGGAGACACUGCCGCGCAUCCUCAUGCAGCUCAAGAGCCGCAAAGGGGAUGCCGGGGAGCGGCGGGUGGCGUCCUCCAUGUCUUCUGACUCUGCGUAUCGAGGAGGAAGGGACAGCUGGGACAACGUGCACGUGGGCAGGAUGGGCGUGGGCGGUCCUUCUCUGGGUCAGGGUUCUUCCCGGACCCAGGCCUCUGCAGACUUUGGGUACAGCUCCCUGCAAGACGUCGCUCCCAGCCGGGGCUACAAUUUAAAUUACAACAGCAGCGGUGGUGGGGGUGGGAGCAGAGAGAGGCCAUACUCGGAGCUUUCCCACCACGAUUCCUACAGUAGGCUCGCCAUGGGGCCGUCGACGUCGGACCCCGUCUUUAUGCAGAGGAGGAUCGGCUCCCCGUCAAACGGAAAAGUCCAAGACUUCUUGGGAGUCAUGCCCCCCAUGUUCCCCCAUGUGUGCUCUCUUUGUGAUUUUGACGUUCAUUCCACUAUGGAGUGGAACCAGCACGUUAACGGACUGAAGCAUGCCGAGAACAGACGCCAGCUGCUCGACAUGUAUCCAGACUGGGACCCUGGCAUGUCCUCAGGCAGAAGUGGGAGUUUUCUGGACACCCCCAACCUGUCUGCAGGGCUGCUUGGACCCGCCCCAGUGUCUUCAGUUCAGCCAGCGGGUGGGAUGUCGUCCGGCUGGGGAGGAGUUGGCGGUCCGGGUCUGUCAGGAAAGAACCAGCUGGGACAGAAUAAGCUGAGAAGCAGGGUGGUGGUGGUGAAGUACGACAGGAAGCCUCUCAGCAACAAGACUCUGUUCGCCUUCACAGAGCCGUUCGGCUGCCUGCGGGAACACCUGGUCCUCAAGAACAAGGCCUUCUUAGAGAUGAGCAGUCACGAGGAGGCUCUGGACAUGGUGAACUACUACGAGCAGCACCCGGCGUCUCUGUAUGGCAAAGCCAUCAGCUUCUACCUGUCCCAGAGGCUGCUGGUCAUUGAGAAAGACGAGAGGUCGUCGGACAGGGCGAUGGACAGACCCGUCCGUGAGGUCAAAGGUCACGGCAGCCAGGUGGUGUUCUUCUCCAACCUGCCCAAAGAGGAAGAGAAGAAGAAGGAGCUGCUGACCAUCGCCGGACGCUUCGGCGUUGUGGAGAAACACCUCUUCUUGAAUGACCAGGCGUUUGUCCAGCUGGGGACUCCGGAGGACGCAGAGAUGCUGGUGAAGUAUUACAGCGUGAACCCGCUCACCAUCAAAGGAAGACCAAUCCGCCUCAACGUCUGCGCCAAGUACAAGACCCUCAAUGUGAACCGGAGGCAGGGGGGGUCUGCUGGAGACCAUCGAAACCAGAGGAGCGGCGGAGUCAACGCCUCCUCCUCUGCCGGUUCUGGAACCAGGACUUCCUCCAGCUCCCUCAGGCCCUCCUCGUCCAAAUCCUCGUCCAGCUCCAGGACCCGAGAGGAGAAGAAGGAGAAGCUGAAGCCCGAGGAGAAACCAGCAGCGGAGGAGGAGGAGGAGGAGGUGUCGGGAGUCAUGGAGGGGGGGGACGGAGGGGAGGACGUCGGGGAGGAGCGGGUAACCGAUGGAGACGCAGAGGGGGAGGAGCCAGAGGGAGCGGAGUCUGUGGAGGGGUCUGAGGAUGUCCCUCGGGAGGAGCUUCCCGAAGGUGGUGAUGUCAUCGAUGAUGGGGGCGGGGCUGACGGCGAGGCCAAGCAGGGGGCGGAGUCAGAGGGACAAACAGAACCAACGGAAACCGAAGAGCAGGAGAGCAAAGAAGAACCGAAAGCAGAAGCGGGAGAGAGUUCGGAGGCGGUGGAGGAAGAUGAGCCUGCAGACGCGUUUGAUCAGGACUUCCUGGAGAACAUGGAGGACUUUGUGACUCUGGAUGAACUGGCAGAGGACGAGGACAAAGCAGAGGGAGAGUCUGACGCCGUCGACAAUACGAGGAGAGGGGGUAUGCGGGUGGUCAACAUCGUCGGCUUCAGACGAGGUUACAAGUUCCUCAAUGAGCUGCUGGGACUCGCCAAACCUUUUGGGGAAGUGGUCAAACACCUGGUGCUGGACUUGAGACCUGAGGCGUACCUUCAGUUUGAGACGGAAGAAGAAGCUCGAGCGAUGGCCAAGUUUUACAACGGGAACAUCACGGCGUCGGUGUGCGGCCGGCCGGUGAGGGUCAGCCACUCCAUGAGCUACCCCACCAUCCAGUGCGGCUCCAGUAAGGUGGUGUACGUCGGCCAGAUCCCCACCAGCAAAUACUCUGACGCCGACAUCCUGAAGCUGGCCGAGCCGUUCGGGACAGUCCGGAAAUACUUCACCAACAGGAUCAAGAGAGAGUGUUUCAUCGAGAUGGAGAACGCCGAGGACGCCGAGAACAUGGCCGAACACUGCAAAGCAAAUCCACCCAAGUUCAACGGAAAGCGUCUGACUGUGUACGUCAGCAGGAAGUACAGACAGCUCAAACACGGACAUCGAUGUCCGAGCGCAGCCAAGAGAGAGAACAGCAGCACGUCACCGAAACCCUCCAAACACCCCGAAGAACCUCCAGCCAAGAAGUCCAAGGCGGAGGAGGAGGACAAGAAGGAGAACAUGAAGGAGGAGGAGGAGAAAGGGGAUGUGGAGGAGAAAGAGGAAGAAGUGCAGAGUUCUGAUGUGAGCCGUGUUGAAGAAAAAAAAGAAGAAAACUCGGCCGAGAAGAGUCCCGAUGUUUCCGAUCCGAACCAGAAGAGCUGCCAGGAUCAGGAGGUGAAACAGGAGGUGAAACAGGAGGAGCAGGUGGAGGACAUGGAGACGUCCAACGGACAGACAGAGACUCCUCCACCGGCUGAAAGCAAGCCCAGUGUGGCGUCUCUGCCGCUGCCCCCCCACGACCCCAACAACCCCAUCGGUGUUGAACACGUGAAGAUGGGUUAUUACUGCCGCGUCUGCUUCCUGUUCUACUCCAACGAGGAGACGGCCAAGAAGACGCACUGCAGCAGCCAGAUGCACUAUGACAAGCUGCAGAAAUAUCUGGAGAAGGAACAGACCAAAGCAGAGAAGAAGAAAGGGAGGAAGACGACGGUGUGACAACACUUCACACUAAUGACAGGAAGCGGGACUUUGAUUUUAGCUCGUCAAAGUCUAAUGCAGACGGCAAAACUCUGAGCUGUCGUCACGGUGACGCCUGUCAGGGAGGUAAAGUGUCGUCUGCGUUGGACUUUGAGACGUCUCGUCCUCUCGGGCUGCUGCAGACUGUCCACACACACGUCUUUGUUUUUUAUUUUAUUUUAGAAGAGAGCAAUUCAUGAUUUUCAUGUAUUAAUCGUUUGGUCCGUCAACGAUCAGAACAUCGUUAAAAUGUGCGACACGCUCUGAAUCACAGGUGAUGUCUGAAAACAUCGAGACAGAAGAAACCAGCUAAUAUUUUUACUUCUUAGUCAUUUAUGAUGAAAAAAAGUCAAUGACAGGAAUAACUCGCCGUUAGCUGCUGCCCUGUUUGAAGGAAAUGUGAGCCUUCAUUUGAAUUUUCAAGAACUAGAUUCAAAAUAAAGUCAUUAAAAGCAGGAACAUGUUGGAUUUAGUCGUCCAUCUUUUACAGUGUAGUCGUGUUGAAUUUAAGGACAUUUUGGACAGUUUUGAAUGUUAGCCUAGCUUAGCAUAAAAACCGGAAGCAGAGGGAGGAGAUGUGGCCUGGCUCUGUGCGAAGCUUCAAGUCUUCACUGAUGAACAGACUGAAGUCCUGGAACUAUUUCACGACCAACAGUGUAUCCAUCCACUCAGUGACAGAAGUGCUGGGCGGAUGGAUACGCCAGUUUGUCAAGAAGUAGUUCCAACAUCAAACCACACAAUGGUUUUUUGAAACUUUAAGUAUGUCAUAGUUAACAAGCUGUUAUCGCUGAUAUUUAGAAACAUUUGCUUCGUCAGUAAGUGAACUUUCCAUCCUCAUCGAGAACAAACUGUUUAAUGUCUGAAUGUUUCUGUUGACAACAUUUUAUAAAAACGCUGACUCA
Molecule: messenger RNA, 4550 nt
Organism: Chelmon rostratus (copperband butterflyfish)
Lineage: Eukaryota; Metazoa; Chordata; Actinopteri; Chaetodontiformes; Chaetodontidae
Gene: matr3l1.2
Product: matrin 3-like 1.2
Exons: 23
Coding region: 283-3627 (1114 amino acids)
Cellular component (GO): nucleus
Molecular function (GO): zinc ion binding; RNA binding
Source: RefSeq, a predicted model, not a curated record